Gaeumannomyces tritici R3-111a-1 is the source of this 1101-nucleotide messenger RNA. RefSeq lists its product as hypothetical. The record is from RefSeq and is a predicted model, not a curated record. The coding region runs from base 1 to 1101 and encodes 366 amino acids. The transcript is spliced from 3 exons. NCBI's taxonomy places the organism in Eukaryota, Fungi, Ascomycota, Sordariomycetes, Magnaporthales, Magnaporthaceae.
AUGUCGUCCAACGCCACAAGUACGACCGGUCCGCCGGCGACGAUUCUACACCUCAACCCCGGCACCGGCGCCGGGGACAACCAGCACGACGCCUUCGCCACCAACAACCUCAACACCCUCGACAACCUCACCCCCUCCUCCUCCAUCAUCAAGCACGCCUACUACAAGUACUACCUUGCCCCCUCCCACGACUACUCCUCCACCUCCUCCAACAUCAAACACCACGCCGACUACAUCAGCACCACCACCCCCACAGAGUUCCUCCAACCCACCCUCUCUGACAACGGAGACGACGGUGACCACUCCUACUGGUGGCGGCCCACCGACUACCAUGGCAGUUCAAGCUCGCAAAAUGCUACCGUCAUUGCCAUUGCGACAGUGGUUCCUAUAGUUGUCGUUGCCAUCCUUGUGCUAGGUGGCCUCUUCUUCUGGAGGAAGAGAAAGCAACGGAAGGCAGCCGAGGAAGAGCGGCGCAAGGAAGUCGAGGAGUAUGGAUUUAACCCUAACGCCGAUGGGCCAACAGCACCCGAUGUGAGCACAGUCGGUGGCGGCGCAUAUGAGGACGCCUCAUCUGGCUACCGUGGCUGGGGCUCUACUACUCUGGCUGGCUCGACUGGCCGCAAAGCCUCGACGACCAUGUCUGGUGGUGCUGCUCCAGUUGCCUACUCGGAUGGCACCGCGGCCUCGCCCACUCAAGGAAACGUGUCGGACGCGCGCUCCGCAGAGCCCCUGAUGCACGGUCGCGAUGGCGCCGUCUCGCCUGAGGGCGAGAUACUGGGCGCCAUGGGUCCGUCGACUUCAGGCAACCGUGGCGGCGACAUGCGCCGAGGCCCGUCCAACGCAUCCUCAUCCUACAGCGCGGCCGCACGAUCUGACGGCUCCGGCGAGGGCAUCGGCAUGGCCUACGGCGGAGACGCGCGGUACUACGACGGCUACGGCAAUGGUCCUUACGCAGAUGCGUACGGAGCCGUGCCGCCUCGUGGUGGCGAGAAUGGCGGCGCCAGCUCUCCCGUCAUCAAGGACAACCCAGCACGCCGCAACACCCGCAUAGAGAACUCGGGACACUACCCACAGCAGGCCGGCAUCUCGCAAAACUUCUAG